Messenger RNA from Fulvia fulva, 1431 nucleotides. RefSeq lists its product as uncharacterized. NCBI's taxonomy places the organism in Eukaryota, Fungi, Ascomycota, Dothideomycetes, Mycosphaerellales, Mycosphaerellaceae. The coding region runs from base 1 to 1431 and encodes 476 amino acids. The record is from RefSeq and is a predicted model, not a curated record. The transcript is spliced from 2 exons.
AUGGCCGAUAACAGCCAGCCACGAACGACACAUUCCCGCGCCGAGAAACUCACAAAGCUGCUUCAUGCUUACAUCGUCGGCCUUCGAGCUAUUCAAAGCGUCCGAGAUGUGCAGCAAUUCAUCCAGGCUAUUUGUGACCAAGCAGAUCACGCAGCAUGCAUCGAGAAGCUUGGGUGUAGUGCUUCAGGCUUGGAGGCACUACGCAAAGGCUUACGUUUUGACACCUCUAUCGACUUCAUCAACGGUCCAUUGCACAACUUUCUCGUAUACUUGGCUGUCCCAGAGGUCAAAAGACUCUGCAAUGGUGACUUCCUCAAGCGGGUGCUCGAGGUGAUCGUCUCGCCACCAAGCCUCUGGACUGUAAUGACUCUAGCGCAGCAGAACGACGAGCUGUCCGCUCCUGCAGAGUUGAGCUACGCAUGGCUGUUGCUAGAGCUCGUCGCUAUCGCGGCCAACAUUGUUGCAGAGAAGACUUUCACGAGUUCCGACGAUCGUGCAUUACGUGCUAUUGGUUAUCGCAUUGAACACAUCCUGCAAACCAAGAAAGGCGGCCAAUCACCUUCCAUCGCUGGUCCUGGAGGUCGACAUGACAACGAUUUUGUAGAUUUUCGCCGAAUCGCGAUAUAUCCGACAGAGGAUGAGCUGACCAGCAAAGAUCCUCCAUACUACAGCGCCGCUCACGCGUUGACUCAACUUCCAACAGAAGAAAGGGUAGCACACCACCUCGACAACCAAUUUCGCCUUCUUCGUGAAGACUUUCUGGCCGAGCUUCGUGAUGACUUACCCAACAAGGCUCGCAAAGGAGGACCGCACCGUCAGAGUAUGAGGCUCUCUCGCUUGACCUUUGCUGGAGUGCACAAUGGCGGCGAGCGGUCUCGACUACCGACUUCUAUCGCCAUAGCCGUCAGGGCUGGGCUCGAACGCCUGACAUAUGCAGUCGAUCGGAAAGCUUUCCUGAAAGACAACUACAACUUCAUCAAGCAUCAAUCCUUCGGCUACUUCACUGAUGGCGGCAAGCUGAUCGCUUUCGGUACAAUCUGGCGAGAUCAGGACCUUUUAUGUCAAGACACACCUGUCGUUGCCAUUCGCACACCCGGAGCUGGUGCCUUCAAGAGAGUGCUCCUCCAGCUGGCCACGUCGGACACGCUUCAGUUCGUGCUCAUCGACACUGCGGUGUUGGCGUAUGAGCCAGUACUGCAGUGUCUGCAGACGAAGCUCGAGUUGCCGCUGUGGGAACAGAUCUUAUGCCCGGAAAGCCCACACAGUGAUGUGGACCGCACACACGCAGAGAGAAGUUUGGCGGACAUUGCAGAUCAGAUCGAGAGAAGCUCUGGGAGUGAUCUUCAACUGAUCUUGAGCCUGCCAAAGCCUUCACGCCUGGACACCUCACAGAUGACAUCGCUUUUGUCGGCCCUGCGUCAGUCUCUCUAA